Molecule: messenger RNA, 959 nt
Organism: Merops nubicus (carmine bee-eater)
Lineage: Eukaryota; Metazoa; Chordata; Aves; Coraciiformes; Meropidae
Gene: PROZ
Product: protein Z, vitamin K-dependent plasma glycoprotein
Exons: 5
Biological process (GO): proteolysis
Molecular function (GO): serine-type endopeptidase activity; calcium ion binding
Source: RefSeq, a predicted model, not a curated record
GAGGCAGGAGGUGCUCGUCCAGCCCCUGCCAGCACAACGGGGUGUGUGAGGACAACAUUCGUGGCUACACCUGCACCUGUACCGAGGGCUACGAGGGAGAGAACUGUGCUUUUGCCAAAAAUGAAUGUCACCACCACGCCAAGGAAGGAUGUCACCACUUCUGCUACCCUGGAAGCAACUCCUACCAUUGCUCCUGUGCUGAUGGCUAUGAGCUUGGGAAGGACAAAAAACAGUGCAUUGCAUUAGAUGAAUGUGCAUGUGGCAGACUUCAAGACAGUGCUAAUCUGAUAACUGAAACCAGGAAGAAACGUGAUGAGCCAUUUCCUUGGCAGGUCCUGCUGCUGAACUCAGAAGGGAAAGGGUUCUGUGGAGGAGUGCUGCUCAAAAGUAACUUUGUACUGACCACAGCAGAGUGUGCCCUUCUGCACAGCCAGCUCCAGAUCAGGGUUGGCACGGGGCCCAAUGGCACAAGUGGGGCUGAGAGGACCCUGCAGGUGAGUGAGAGGCACGUCCACAUGCACUAUGAGGAGGACUCUGGGGAGAACAACAUUGCCCUGCUCCAGCUCCAGGAGCACGUGGAGUGCAGCCACCACCAGCUGCCCGUGUGUGCCCCUGAAAGAGACUUUGCAGAACACGUCCUGAUCCCCAAGGUGGCUGGUACAGUGGGUGGCUGGAGGAUGGAAGGGGAUGAACUGCAAGGGGAGGAGCUGCAUUUUUUUGCUGAGGACUGCAAACAAAUGCUCAACAUCAGCCUCACCAACAGGCAGUUUUGUGGCCACCUCCAGGAGGCCACGGACAAACGACUGGCUGGAGGCAGCUUUUUAGCUACAGAGUAUAAAGGCACUUGGUUCCUGACUGGGAUCCUGGGAUCCUGGCCACGAGAAGACAGCAACUGGAAGGCACUUCUGUUCACUAACACUGCCAGGUACAUGAUAUGGUUGAAACAAAAAAUGAGAUGA